Molecule: messenger RNA, 3324 nt
Organism: Scophthalmus maximus (turbot)
Lineage: Eukaryota; Metazoa; Chordata; Actinopteri; Pleuronectiformes; Scophthalmidae
Gene: arl6ip5a
Product: ADP-ribosylation factor-like 6 interacting protein 5a
Exons: 3
Coding region: 80-655 (191 amino acids)
Biological process (GO): negative regulation of transport
Cellular component (GO): membrane
Source: RefSeq, a predicted model, not a curated record
UCCCCUCCCUCCCUCCCCCCGAGCGGCGCUGUGCUGCCUGUCACACGCACACUCCCUGGCAAACGGGCGCAGGAGGCAAAUGGCUAAUAAAGUGGAGCUGGCCCCGCUCCGACCGUGGGACGACUUCUUCCCCGGCUCGGAGAGGUUCGCGAAGCCCGACGUGAAAGACGUGGCGAAGUGGAACAACAGGGUUGUCAGCAACCUUCUUUACUACCAGAGCAAUUAUCUGGCUUCGGCCGUCGUCGUCUUCCUCGUCGUCGGGUUCCUGAACCCUCUGGGGAUGUUCACAGCCAUGUCCGUGGUGUCGGCCGUCUUCCUGGGUUCAGUGUGGGCCGGAGAGAACAGAGCGGUGAUCAACAACUUCAAGAGGCAGAAUCCCACGGCGUUCGUGAUCGCCGUCAUGGUCGCCAGCUACGUCUUAAUCUCCAUGAUGGGGAGUGUCAUGGUGUUCAUGUCGGCGAUCACUCUACCUCUGGCUUUGAUAAUGGCACACGCUUCGUUUCGCCUCCGCAACAUGAAGAAUAAACUGGAGAACAAGAUUGAAGGCGCCGGACUGAAGAGGUCACCCAUGGGCUUAUUGCUGGAGGCUCUGGGUCAGCAAGAGGAGAACAUUCAAAAGAUCCAGAGCUUUCUGGAGGGAAAACUGAAGGAGUGAACGGACACACACACACACACACACACACACACACACACACACACACACACACACACACACACACACACACACACACACACACACACACACACACACACACACACACACACACACACACACACACACACACACCCCAUGUCCAUCAUUUUGGUCAAAGAAUCAGAUUUUUUUCCCCCUUAGAUGUAACAAAUGUCUGUAUCUCUCAGCCUAAACUGCUUUAAAGUUUUGUUUCGUACACAGUGUGUUUACCCUUGUGUGUUUCGAACAGCAGGUUUGUUAUCUUUGCCUCUGGCUUAUCUGUCACUCCACCCAGAACCUGUCGGGGCCCUUUUCUUCGAAGCGGCGAUCGAGUUGCACCUCAGUGCCGCCUCACAUCUCUGCUAUGCAGCGUGUUCGGUGCUCCGCGCAGCUUUGCAGACUCCCUCCUUCGUACAGAAAUCUGCCUUUAAUCAGUCUUGAGAAACAAACCUUCACUCCUGCCAGUUCACGCUCAGCGCAAAUUGUGAAAGCGAUGCAAGUGUUGCCUUUUAACAAAGAGUGAAAAAGUGCACAGUCAACACGCGUCGCUGCCAAGACACUCCGAGGGGCUGAAAAAAAUGCAACAGUUUACUCAGGCACACGUCUGACUACAAACCGACCGACCUCAUGUUCAUGCUGGUAAAGAGAGCCAGACUAAAGAGAGAACUGAGUCAGAGCCGUGUCCAUAUUUUAAAAUGAAGACUUCAAAGCAGCGUGAGGUUCUUAACCCCGUGCCCAUCAGUAUUCCUCCUGCACCUCUUGACUGUCUAAUCUUGACAAUGCCCCCUGGGUGAUGGAUUGGGCCAACUUUGCUCUCCUCUCCACUUCACCCCCAAUGCUAAUCAAUGGGCUGCAGUAGAUUAUAGUGUGGCGAGCUGAGACCAAGUGGACUCAUCUGCAGUCGUUCACCUCCGAGUCCCAGUCACUCGCUGCGUCAGCUGCCUUGGCUGUUUCAUAUUGGGAUUCCAUUUGAAAAUUGGCCGCAGAUAGCGAGAAUCCGCCUGGAACAUAACGCUCUUGUUAUUUUGAUUUUAAGGGGCGGUGUGUAAGGAGCUGGGGGAUAUGUGAAGAUAAGAAUGAUGGGCAUCAAAAGGAAGGAGGGUUCCAGGGCGCCUGUUGUGUUCAAGUUUAACCCUUUGCCUUCAGAACGUCCCCCCACUCUUUAGCACGUGAUGUGGCCCGCUUCUUCCGAGGAAUGCAUGAUAUUUUUUUUUGGGACUGACCCCGCAGAUGACCUCUGCACACUCUGGUGUAACAGUAUUCCAGUGGCCCUCCACUUUAACUUUGACUCAAGCUGCAAGGCCUUUACCCCCCCACCCCGUUGCUACAGUAGUGAUUUAUUUCCCCCCGCUGCGGUGCCCCCAUCUCCAUCCAUACUGUGCAACGUGGAGGAGGGAACACAAGUAAAGUCAUGUCCCCGAGGGCACAGUGGAGGCCCUUGUUCUCGCUGCCGCAGCUGCUGUCGGGGUCCUACCGACACGCGUGUGCUGCCGCUCACCCAACAGGUGUGUGUGUGUGUGUGUGUGUGUGUGUGUGUGUGUGUGUGUGUGUGUGUGUGUGUGUGUGUGUGUGUGUGUGUGUGUGUGUGUGUGUGUGUGUGUGUGUGUGUGUGUGUGUGUGUGUGUGUGUGUGUGUGUGUGUGUGUGUGUGUGUGUGUGUGUGUGUCUUCUGUGUUUUCUCCUCAACCGACGCUGACGCACAACAAAACACAAACUCCCAUCCUCCUCCUCCUCCCUCGGUGUUGUUUGCAUGAAUCAGCAACACUUUAUCUAACUUGUCAUUUUCGAAACAGCCGCAAUUGCGUCCCAAAGGUGGUGUCCGGCGAGGCAGCCGCAGCCAGUGCACAAACCUGUGCUCUGUUGUGGCACCGGCUGCGAAGUAACAACACUCGUGUCCAGGAUUUUGACUUGCAACAUCAUCCACCUGUUUAGUUGCCACAACACAAAGACGAGAGUCAGGGAAUCAUUUUUGCGUCAGACAAAACUUUAGUUGGGUUCGGUCAGACUCACAUUGACAACACGCCGCCUGCGUGUUCACCCUUCCAAGCCCCACCCCCUCCCUCCUCCGCCUCCUCCUCCUCCUCCUCCUCCUCGAACUUGCCUGAGAGGCUUUGGCUUUUGGCCGGCUAAGCUGGUUAGCUAGCCGCACAACUCAAACAGUCAUUCAGCAGAUCCGGCCGCCUGGAGCCAGUUCACGUGACACGUUAAAGACGACCCGCUGUGGCCUUUCGCAGUCGGCUGCAUCCUCAUGUGAGCUCUUCAACCUUUACCGCUCACCCGCCCCGCUGCUCUCGGGCCUCCUGCAGGAGAGGUCAUCCAUGUUAGCCCAUGUUAACAAGGCUUCGGUGCAUGUGACCGGUCAGCUAAUCCAACGAUUCACUCUUCAUCACCUGUCAGGACCACUAACACGUGGAUCAAAGGUGCAAUGUGCCGAUCCUUGGGAUGGUUGACGGUCACUUUAAAUCUGGGUUGUGUUGAAAGCACAGAUUUGAUACCAAAGUUUCUGUACCAAUGCCUAAAGUAUGUAUUUUUUCUAAAACAUGUUGAAUGCCCCCUGGCGGCUGGCUGUGUAGUAUGUGUCAUAAACCCCGCCCCCUCUAUGGGAUGGAAUGUGACGAGCUAAAAAAGUUAAUAAAAGUAUUUUUUCCAAUG